AUGUUCGACAAAUUGAAGAACAAGCUCCGUCGCCAUAAGAGCAAAGGGAAGAAAGAUGAACCGAAGAAGCCUGCUGAACGCGAGCCGGAGAACGUGACCGAAGCCCCAGCUCCAACACCGGCACCGGUGCCGGCCCCCGCGCCAGCCCAGAAAGAAGCCCCGGCUCUCCCAGAUGCUUCGGCUACAGCCACACCGUCGGCUGGCAAAGGACCCAGCGAUGCAGAGCACACCCCCACUCCCGCCGAGACUUCAAAGGAGGCAGAGACUCCUGCCAAGGAUCUGUGGGCGAUUGCUCUCAAGCAGUUGCCCCCGGCCAAGCAGGAAAAGCUGAAGAGCCUUGGACUAGACAAACUCAACUCUGGCUCUGUUGAAUCGGAGAUCGAAGAUCUAGUUGGGCUGGUGAACCAGAAACAGGCUGAAUGCGAAAAGAAGUUUUGGCGGGUAUCAAUUGGAGACAAUGACAUCGUUCUCCGGAAUUACACCACCAAAAUUGUUGGAUGGUUGGAGAAGGCCGGAGAUAUCGCCAUUCAAUUUGCCCCGCCUCAAGCUAGUAUGCCAUGGUCUGUUAUCAAGUCUUUGAUGCAGAUUCCCGUGAUUGGUGAAGAACAAAUGGGAGCACUUCUCGGCACAACCGAAAGUAUCGUUCGAAUUGUUAGUCGCGGUCAGGUAUACGAGCAGGUUUACCUCGUCAAUAGCUCUGAAGAUGGGGGCAAGCUUUCGCAGGGUCUCGAAGGAGCCCUCAUCGGUAUCUACAAGACUUCUUUAGACCUGUUAGCCGACUCGGGCAGCUUGUUCUCACAGAACACAGCUAGACGGACUCUCGAGGCAAUCCUGAACCCGGGUAAUGUCUCAGGCGGUCUUUCGUCGCUUGCUGCACAGGAAGAUGAAUUGCUGCGUGACGUCCAAGCCUGUGAAACUCGCCGCAGCGCAGCAGCCGACGAUCGAAUGAUCGGAAUGUUGGAUUGUCUCAACACUCCACUGGUUCGCGUGGACGAAAAUGUGCAAAAGCUUCUUGACAAGACAGACGAAGAAGAACGAAUGAAGCUCCUGCAGAAGAUCUCACCCCUUCAAUUUGGAAAGCCCCACGACAAUGUGAGGGAGACGAGAACCCCUGGCACUGGCGAAUGGCUAUUGCAAGAUGGAGAAUUCCGUCGCUGGGAGGAGAGUACUUCCUCUGGUAUUUUCUGGCUUCAGGGAUCUCCUGGUACUGGCAAAACAUACCUCACAUCUAGAGUCGUUGAUCUCAUCAAGAACGAGCUUGAAGACCUACCGAGAAACGAGGGAUUUGCGUAUUUCUACUGCAACCGCAAUGAGAAAGACCGAGGUGACUCGCUCGCUAUCAUUCGCAGCUAUGUGCGCCAGCUUUCGACUUCAGCCAGCAACCCUCAGUCAGUGCAGAUCAAGCUGAAAGAACUCUGCAAAAAGGCCGAGGAGUCAGGAACCACCCUCAGCUUUGAUACUUGUCAGGAGCAAAUUGUGACUUCACUGAACCUUUACACGAAGACCACCCUUGUCAUCGAUGCAUUUGAUGAAUGUGAUCAAGAUUCCCGUGACAAACUGAUUGAGAUGUUCAACUCCCUGCUGGCGGAGUCAAAGAACACCCUCAAGAUUUACAUCGCAAGUCGUCCUGACCCCGAUGUUCAGCUUCAGCUUCAAGAAGAAGGCAGGACCGGAGUGACUAUUCAAGCAAGUCACAAUGCUCCUGACAUUCAGCGCUUCCUUGACCAGCAGCUGGAUAAGCUUGCCAAGAAGGCUGUUUUCAUUGGUCGUAUGAAGGGCAAGAUCGUUGAGAGGCUGCUCGAACGCUGCCAGGGAAUGUUCCAAUGGGCAUCCCUGCAAGUCCACCAGAUCACUAGAUGCAGAACCGAGUCAAAUGUAUGGAAGCGUCUGGACAACCUACCUGAGGAUCUUCAAAAGGCCUAUGAUGAGAUCUGGAAUGAGAUCGAGAGCCUCGGAGAGCCUGACAGCACUUUUGUCAAACGAGCUUUCAAGUGGGUUAUGGCUGCGAACAUGCCUCUGAACAGCAAUAUUCUUCUAUCGGCCAUUCGUGUGGGCGCACAGGAAGAAGGUGCUAUCUCAUCCGAUGAGAUUGAUGAACAAGGGUUGCUCUCCUUGUGCGGAAAUUUCCUCGUUGUUGAUCCCGAAUCGAAUUGGCGCUUCUCACAUCUGUCGGUCGUUGAAUAUUUGGAGUCUGCGCAUGGCUGGAGCUUGCCGCAAGCACACUGCCACAUCGCAAUUUCUUGUCUUUCUUUCUUCAUCUCCGCGUAUGAACAGGAAGAGUUCCCAGAUGUGGUGAAGGAGUUCUUUGAUGAUGACACCAUGUCUCCCGACGCAGAGGUCGAUUACUUUGGCAGUGAGAGAAAGUAUUCGUUGCACUUCUAUGCGAAGCACAAUUGGGUUAUUCACGUUCAUGCCGCACAGGCAACAGAGGACAGUGACCUUGCUGCGCAUCUGAAAUCUUUCCUUGGCGCACCUCAUGAAAGCAGUGCGCAGUACAAGAGGUGGUUUGAGCGGAUCCAAAGAGAUGGUAGCUUUGAUGAAGUUAUCAGAGACACCUCGCCAUUCCAGAUAUCAGGGUUUGAUGGAAACGACAUCACUCUUCGAGAGAUUGAUAACUCCUAUUCCGCAACAAUGCAAUGGUGCAGCGAAUUGGAUCCACCUGAUCGCCCUAUAUUUGCAAUGUGUCGGUUUGCGUUCGACGCCAUAUUGUCAGAGUGGUGGGAAAGCCCAUCCAUCGAUGUGUCUGAAACAAACGCCCAAGGACACAAUCUUCUCACUGUGGCCGCAAUCGCAGGAUCUGUCCCCAUCUGUCAAAGGUUGAUCGAGAAAGGAACGGACGUUAACCAAAAGCUUGGACCGUUCUUCGGUAGUGCAUUGAUUGCAGCAGCUUACUGGGGACAUACAGACGUUGUCAAGUGUCUUGUUCAAGCCGGAGCCGAUCCAAACAUUGCAUUGAACACCAAGGAUUUCGACAGUUAUGACGACGAUUAUGAUAGUGAUGGCGAAGUAGUUCCGAAAGAGGACGAUACCUACCGCUUUGAUUGGGAUGCUCCCAAUAAUGGCUGUUUUGACAGUGCACUCACUGCUGCAGUCACCUUGAAUCGCGCCGAAGUUACCAAAUACCUGGUCAACGAAGCAAAGGCCGAUGUGCACAAAAAGCUGAUCCUGAACGGUCAAGGCACUCUUCUUGAGAUCGCAUCCACUAAUGGAAAUCCGGAAAUCAUCAGAUGUCUGAUUCAUGCCGGCGCAGACGUAAACAAGCCACCACGAGACCCAGCACAGGGGAGAAUCGUCGAUCGAGUACUGGCCCAUGGAGACUUGGGUACUAUUCGCUUCGUCAUUGAGGAAGCCGGUGCUGACUUGCAUGCAUCUGCGCCGGGGCAUGACUUGAAUGUACUUGGCGGCGUGGCUAAGAACAAAAAGCUCGACAGUCUCAAAUACCUCGUGGAAAAAUGUCAUCUCGACAUUAACCAGGGAUCUCGUUGGACUACCCCCUUGAUAUCAGCAGUCGAAGGCGGUGAUCUGGAUUGUGUCCGCUAUCUCGUUGAACGUGGAGCCGACCUUCACAAGCUGUCUGAUAAUGAGGAAAAGAGUCCUCUCAUUCAGGCGGUGGAUUGUGACCAUCUUGACUGUGCUCGCUAUCUCGUUGAACAAGGAGCCGAUAUCAAUAAGCCAGUCCCACGAUUCACGGAUGGUAGGAUUCUGGCUGCGGCUCUUGAUUCAUACUAUCUAAAUGAAGAGAUGGUGAUCUAUUUCCUGGACCAUGGAGCCGAUGUCAAUCUGUUGAUCGAGGGUGAAACCAAAACAUUGCUUUCCGUGGCCGCCGGGAGAGGGAAUGCUGAGAUUGUCCGCCGAAUGCUUGAAAAGGGAGCCAAUGUCAACCCGCCGAAUGACGUGCCCCUAAUUGGUGCAGCUGUGAGCGAGAGCUUGAAAUGUGUUCAGUUGCUCCUUGACAAUGGAGCGGAUCCGAACUGGACUGGUGAAAGCCCCCUUGCCCGAGCAGCUUCAAAGGGCUGGACUGAGUGUGUUCAGCUGCUUCUCAAGGGCGGAGCGGAGGUAAAUCCAGCCAGUGGAAACCCUUUAAUGGAGGCAGCUGCCGAGGGUCACCUGGGGUGUGUUAAAAUCCUUCUCGAGGGUGGUGCAGAUGUUCACAGGUCAGCCAGUGAUCUUCACGGCAGUGUCCUCGCAGCGGCAGCAUAUGGGGGCUCAGCCGAGAUCACGAAGUUGAUCCUGGAAGCUGGGGCGGAGGUCAACGCUCAAAUCCCCAAUAAAGAUAAUGGCAGUGCCCUAUGUGCAGCUGUCGCAAGCUACAACACCAACGAGGCAACGGUCCGCUGCUUGCUUGAAGCAGGAGCUCAGGUUGAUAUGCUGCUUGAGAAUGGGGAAUACCCAUCUGCUCUAGCGGCUUCGGCGCACAGUGAUCUCUCGUUCGACAGGGAUGGCGCUAUCACCAAGCUCUUACUUGAUGCAGGUGCCAAUCCCAACUUGCAGCUGAAUCGCGAGGACUUUGGCAAUGUCUUGACAAGCAUAGUGGGGGCGGAUUCAUAUAGUGAUAAGAAGCCCAUUGUGAAGAUUUUGUUGGAGUCAGGGGCCGAUGCCAACACGAAGCUUGAGAGCGGCCGCUAUCCCAACGCUCUCGCUGCAGCCGCAUCGCGUGGAGAUGGUGACCUGAUCCAGCUACUGGUCUCCCAUGGCGCCGAUGUCAACGCGCAGGUAGGUGAUCAUGGUAGCAUCAUCACAUCCGCAAUCUCCUCUGGUACCUGCGAGGGUGUCAAGGUCUUACUGGAAAACGGUGUGGCUGCCAAUUCAUCUUUGACGGGCGAUCUGUCGGUCUAUGGCAGUUUUCUCACGUUUGCCGCGAUACUUGGGCAAGAGGACAUCAUUACCACCCUGAUUGAAGGUGGAGCAGAUGUCAACGCAACCCCAGUCGGGAAAUACGGGAGCGCCCUCGUUGCUGCGGCAUACUUUGGGCAAAAGUCAUGUGCUGAGAGGCUGGUGAAUGCUGGAGCGAAUGUUAACCUCCAACUCGAGAAUGUGCGCAUGCCUACUGCUUUGGAAGCCGCAAAGGCACCCAUCACGAAAGAGGACUAUUUGGAAGUUCACCCCAAGGCUGGAGAUCGACACCUCAAUUUUUACUGUGGUGACACACUGCCGGAGGAGAAAGUGGAAUUGUUGGAAUUCCUUGAGCAGGUCAACCAGGCUUGA
Molecule: messenger RNA, 5205 nt
Organism: Penicillium salamii
Lineage: Eukaryota; Fungi; Ascomycota; Eurotiomycetes; Eurotiales; Aspergillaceae
Source: the annotation of a GenBank genome assembly